Molecule: messenger RNA, 1089 nt
Organism: Macrobrachium nipponense
Lineage: Eukaryota; Metazoa; Arthropoda; Malacostraca; Decapoda; Palaemonidae
Product: tigger transposable element-derived protein 1-like
Exons: 3
Coding region: 1-1089 (362 amino acids)
Cellular component (GO): nucleus
Molecular function (GO): DNA binding
Source: RefSeq, a predicted model, not a curated record
AUGACAUUCUAUGGCACCGCAAAGGCUGUGUCCACAGUGAGAGACAAAACCAUUGUGAAAAUGGAAUCUGCACUCGCGUUCUGGAUAAAGGACUGCAGGAAGAAGAACGUGCCCCUUGACUCCAACAUCAUACGCCAAAAAGCACGGCAGAUCUACCAGCAGCUAUCAACUCCUACUGCUUCACAAGGUGACAAAGAGGCAGCCGCAAAAUAUCCGCAGGCCUUCAUGAAAAUAAUCCAGGAGAAAGGAUAUCGCCCAGAACAGGUUUUCAAUAUGGACGGAACUGGCCUGUUUUGGAAGAAAAUGUCGUCCCGGACGUACCUUAUGAAGGAUGAAGCUAAAGCCUCCGGAUUCAAGGCACAAAAGGACAGGGUGACCCUCCUGAUGUGCGGGAAUGCGGCUGGUUUCAUACUGAAACCAGGCCUCAUUAACAAGGCUGCAAAUUCCAGGGCACUCAAGAACAAGAACAAGGCGUUACUGCCCGUCUUCUGGAUGCAUAAUCCCAAGGCCUGGAUCACCAAAGUCCUGACAGAGUACUGGUUUCACCAGAGUUUCAUUCCUCAAGUUAGGCAAUACCUGGCCGAUUUGGACAUCAACUUCAAGGUCUUGCUGAUAAAGGACAACGCUAGUGGCUACCCUCUCGAUCUUUAUUCCAAAGGAGUCCAGCUUGAGUUCCUUCCUCCCAACACCACCUCUCUCCUCCAGCCUAUGGAUCAGGGCGUCAUCCGUGCCUUCAAGGCACUCUACACCGGGAACUCCCUCCAGCACCUUGUUGAUGCAAUGGACCGUAACAGUGAAUUUACACUGAAAGAUUAUUGGCGUAAAUUCACGAUUGCCACGUGUCUGUCUGUCAUUGACCGGUCGUUGAAGGACAUGAAGAAGGAGACACUGAAUGCCUGCUGGACUAUAAGACCUAUUCCUCACUCAGAUGAUCUCCCUGUCCCUACACCUCCAGCAAAUAAGGAUCUUCUUCCUUCAUCAGAUGAAGAAAUGCCUUUAGGGGAAGGCUCUGCCAAGUCAGUCUCUACUGAAGGCAAUGUCUCUGUUUAUUCAGGAGCAAGUGGCAACGAGCCAUACUGGAUCACAUAG